Messenger RNA from Hypanus sabinus (Atlantic stingray), 6078 nucleotides. Its product is annotated as ferric-chelate reductase 1-like. Bases 3897 to 5684 code for a protein of 595 amino acids. The transcript is spliced from 16 exons. NCBI's taxonomy places the organism in Eukaryota, Metazoa, Chordata, Chondrichthyes, Myliobatiformes, Dasyatidae. The record is from RefSeq and is a predicted model, not a curated record. Gene Ontology annotation, molecular function: oxidoreductase activity, acting on metal ions.
UUUGAGAAUCAUUUCUUGUCAUUUUACUUUCUCAAGUUAAUUGGAAAAGAGCAAGCCAGUGGGAAAGAGUUGGUGGUUUGAGAGUGAGCAGAUCAUUAUAUAUUUACAAUUCUUUUCUGAAAUUUUUCUACAUUGUACUUCUCUAGUUUUCCAUGAAACUGAAUCCUGCCCAUAAAUUAUGGUAUUGUGUCUCAACCAAAGGGAUUAGUUUCAUUGUACAUUGGUAACAGUAUCAACAUGGUGAUAAUGUUGUUAGUCAUGCGUGUGGCAUAGAGUUAGGUUAGUGAGCUGUGACAACACACAGGGAAGGUGUACAGUGACACCUUUCCAUUAAAGAUCAGAUAUUCAGACCCUUGGAAUCUAACUUACUCAUUAUGAGACAGGUGGCUGCCAGUCAAUGCAUUAGGUCCAUGCUAGUUCCAAACAGAGUGAUCCCAUGGGUCACAUUCCCCUACUCUGUAGCUCUGCUACUUGUUCUCACUCACCAGCUUCUCCAAGGAUCGUUGUCAUGGUGGACAGGCUUGUGAAUUCCUGCAGUCCCGAAAGUGACACCGUCUGGAGCAUAGCUCCUAGUAGGGUCACCCAUGGCAGUAAGGUCAAGGGGGUAGGUUCCAAACAAAGAGUGGUCCAACCAAAGCUUUAAUGAUGGAGCUGGAGGAAGAUGAUGACACAUCACAAUGGCAGUGAAGGCUAAGGAAGGCUGCAUCAGUGAAGGGUCCCCAGUCAUCUUGCAUUCCAUGCUACUGGACCCUGACCCUGACCUGCCAAGGACCAUGUGGUGGCCGCCCAUGCAUCAGCCUCCCCAUGUUAAACAAAGCCACACACAGGCAUUCUCCAUUAAGGGAAUAAUCCCCUGAGAGAACAUCGUACUCGCCUCGAAUAAACACACUACUCACCAGACCAUCAAUCUCCUUUGAUUCAUUUGCCAUUAGGGGGUAACUUACCCGUUAACCCCCUGUUAAACCUACCGGCAAAUCUUUGAGAAACAGCAGGAUAACUGGAACAACCAGAGGAAACCCAAACAGCUGCAGGGACAAUAUGGAAACUGCACACAGACAGGAUGCAGGGUCAGGAUCAAACCCAGACCUCGGGAGUUCUGAGGCAGAAGAUCCAACUGUUGUGUUGCGGAAUUUAAAAUCAAUUGAUUAAAUUUUAUGUUAAAAAUUAUAAAGGAUUAAAUCAGUUAUUUCUUCAAGAAAUUUUAUGACAAGUUUGAAAUUAUAGUGCUGUUGAUGAUUACAUUUUAGUGGCUGGUUUAAAUGCCUUAUAUAAUAAACCAGGACCACAGCAAAAUCUUCUAAGCUGUGCUUCCAGUUGUUUUUUCUGACUGCCGGUUUUGCUAUUGUCUCCAAGUAAACCAGUAGCUUUCUGCCUACAAGAGCAAGGAUCCCUGACUUUGGUGGGUGAACAGAUCAAUAAAUUGUUAACUAAUAUUCCAACCAUUCAUAUGCUGAUGUGCUGCAGUAGAAUUUUUAAAAAUAGAGCGAAUAAUACUGCCUGUCAAUGUUUCUCACCACUCACUAUUGAAUGUCUUAGUGAUUAUCUUAUGAUAAUGGCCACCAUUAGGUGCUUCCUCACUAACAAAAUUAUCCUUCCUGCAUCCACUCUAUCAAAAUCCUUGAGGUGCUCCUUUAGGUCAUCCCUCAAGCUUCUUUUCUCUAGAGUAAAGAGAAAACAGUCUAUUCAUUCUUUUUGAAUUAUCUUCACUUUCCUGAUAUUAACCUCGUAAAUCUUAGCUGCACUAUCUCAGGUGCCUGUAUAUCUUUUCCACAAUAGAUUAACCACUACUGUAUGCAAUCAUUUUUAACUGCCGUCUAACCAAAGUCUAAUGCAGUCUGGCAUAACCUCACCAAUUUUCAAUUCAUUCCCUUCAGAAAUAUAUCUCUAUGUUGGGUUUGUUUUUUUUUUAGUAAUCAAGCAAACCUGUGACACAACUUUUAGAGAUUGGUAUAGCAUAUCACACAAACAAUAAGUGAUUUUUUGAAUGAUCCUUCCAAAAUGUAUUGCCAUGCAUUUAUCUGUGUUAAAAUUAACAUGCUAAUUAUUUGGCCAUGCUGCAAUUUUUUUAAUGCUCCUUGUAAUUUAUUGCAAUCUUUUUCAUGAAUGACUGUUCCUCACCACAAACACAUUAAUACCAUAAUAAAUUUAGUAAUUAUGUCUUUGAUUUGAGACUGUAAAUCUUUCAAUUAUAAAUUGCAUACAGCUGUGAUCGCAGCCUUAAUCCUUGUGGAAUAUCUGUUUUACCUUGCUCAAUGAUGAAUAGUUACACUUUACUCCCACUCUGCUUUCUGUCCUGAAGCCAGUUACCAACUCAUUCCACUGCUUGUAUCCUGCAAGUAUUCUCUGAUGCUUCUCUGUACGUCCACCCUGUGGACUACGUGGUAGGUUAAUUGGCCAUUGUAAAUUGUCCCGUGAUUAGGUUAGGAUGAAAUCGGGGUUGUUGGUGUUGCAGGGCAAUGUGGGUUGAAGGGCUGGAAGGGUCUAUUCCAUGCUCUAUCUCUAAAAAAUGUUAUUGGGCCUCCGUCGAUGUCUACGUUUCUUGCUUCCACAGUAAAGCAGCCAACAUAAUCAAAGUCACCUCCCUUCCCAGGCAUUCUCUUAUCUUCCCCCUCCCUUUGGGUAGAAGAUAUAAAAGCCUGAAAGGCCAGGCACAAUGAUUGUUUCUACCAUGGCUCCUUAGUAAAAUAAGAUGGACUCUUGACCUUGUUAUGACCUUGACCUUAUUGUAAUUGUCUACCUGCUCUGAAUUUCUCUGUAACUACAACACUUUAUUCUGCGUUCUGUUAGAAAUGUUUUUUUUUUACUAUGCAUUGAAACAUGUGACAAUAAUUAACCAAUUUACCAAUGUAAAUGAUUUAUUUUAUCACUAUCUGUAAGAGCAGAAUUAAGCUAUUUGGCUCACUGAGUCUGCUCCGCCAUUUUAUCAUGGCUGAUUUAUUAUUUUUCUCAAACCUGAAAGGUUUAUGUUUUAUGCCAAGGCUCUUUACAUCUACCUUGCUGUGUGGGUGGAAGGGGGGAUUGCGUGAGGGUCAACAGGUCACCUAACAGACAUACAGUAUGAGCAUGAGAAAAUCUGCAGAUGCUAGAAAUCCAAAGCAACACUCAUAAAAUGCUGGAGGAAGUCAGCAAGCCAGAUAGCAUCUAUGCAGGUGAUAUCAAUGUUUCAGGCUAAGAUCCUUCAUCAGUACUCAUGAUAGCAUACCAUACGGAAAAUACACUAAUCUGGAGGUUCUCACAAUUAAUUCAGAAUCAGAAUCAGGUUUAGUAUCACUGACAUGUGCUGUGAAAUUUGUUGUUAUGCAGCAGCAGUACAUUGCCAUGCAUAAUAAUAAAAGCUGUGAAUUACACGAAGUAUAUACGUGUCCGUAUACUUUUAUAUAAAUAGUUAAAUCAGUAGUGCAAAAAUAAUGGGGUAGUGUUCAUGGGCUCAAUGUCCAUUCAGAAGGGAAGAAGCUGAUGUGAGCAAUGAGAAGAGGGCUUGUCUUGGGUGAUGGGAGUCCUUAAUAAUGGAUGCCUCCUUUUCGAGGGAUCACUCAGUGAAGGAGUCCUGGAUGUUGGGGAGGUUAGUGCCCAUGAUGGAGCUGACUAAGUUCAUAGCUUUUUGCAGCUUCUUUCCACCCUGUCCAAUAACCCCUACAUACCAGACAUUGAUGCAGCCAGUUAGAAGGCUCUCAAUGGUACAACUGUAGAAAUUUGUGAGUGUCUUUAGUGACAUAUCAAAUUUCCUCAAAUUUCCAAUGAAAUAUAGCCAGUACUGUGCCUUCUGUGUAACAGCAUUAAUAUUUUGGGCCCAGGAUAGAUUCAGAGAUGUUGACGCCCGGGAACUUGUAAUUACUCACUCUUUCCACUUCUGAUCUCUCUGUGAGGACUGUUAUGUGUUCCCUUGGUGCUACAGUAUGGGGCAGCAUAUUCCUGGUCUGCUUGCUGUGUUUAGCAUAUUUGUGGAACCUAUCGUUGGCUUUGGAAAUGGUCAGGUGACUGUGGCUUGUGACUCCAUGCUUCCAAAGCAUGGCGCCAUUCCUCAGAAAUCGUCAAGCCCUGCCAUCAUCACUGUGGACAAACAUAAAAUCAAUGCUAGUGAUCAAAUAAAAGUUACCCUCACCGUGAGGCAGUCUGGAACUUCACUCCAAGGAUUUUUUAUACAAGUACGCAAUGCUGCUGACCUGAAUGCUGGACCUCUUGGGAACUUCACUUUGAUUGAUGAUCGGAACUCCCAGCUCUUGACUUGUGGGGGUGUGAAAGACUCAGCAGUCAGUCACAAAAGCUCAUCAGGAAAGCACACAAUUGAGGUCCUUUGGAACCCACCUAUGCUGAAUCCAGAUCACAUCCAAUUCCUGGCCACAGUGGUUCAGAAGUUCAAUAUUUAUUGGGUCAAAAUACGUGGUCCAAUAAUUUCUCAAGUAAAUGCUUCUUCUUUGUCACAACAGUUUGCAACUGAAUCUCCACCAAAACUAUCAACAACCAUCCAGCUAGCUAAACCAGUUAAUGCCACAGACUGUGGUAAUCAGAAAUCCUGCCUGCGGAAUCCGACUGGAUGUGACCCUGAGCUCGACAGAUUGUGCUUCUUCCUCUCGUUUACACCACAGGGCUCCUCUGUACUUUUUGAGUUGAGUGGACCAUCCAAUGGGUACAUCUCAUUUGCCCUGUCCGAUGACAAAUGGAUGGGUGAUGAUGAUGUUUAUUUGUGUGUUGUUAAUGAUCAAAGUGUACAGAUCAAUCCAGCCCAUUCGACUGGCCGCUCACAUCCAAUACUGGAUUCACAGGCUUCUAUUUAUGACAUGGCAUGGAGGUUAGAAGAUGGGGUGACCCAGUGUUCAUUCAGAAGGAAAACACGGCUCCCUGAAUUUAGUGAACGUUUUGACUUGGACAGAAAAUACUAUAUUUUUCUAGCAGACGGGAACACAGAAAAUGGAAGAAUUCAUAAACACCAUCAGCAACCACUGAUUUCGCAGGAGAAGGUACAUCUGCAUGGGUCUCUGAAAGAACUGACAGGUUCUCGGUCACCAGGAUAUGUUAAGGCUCAUGGAUCAUUAAUGUUUAUUGCAUGGGUGACAACAGCCAACACUGGUGUUAUCGUAGCUCGAUUCUUUAAACCUGUCUGGCCAUCUACCACAGUGUUUGGGAGGAAGAUCUGGUUUCUGGUGCACAGCAUUCUGAUGAUGACCACAGUAUUCUUUACAUGCAUUGGUUUUAUUCUUCCUUUUCUUUACAGAGGAGGCUGGAACCAGAAUGCUGGUGCUCAUCCAUACUUUGGCUGUAUAAUACUUACACUGGUGAUUCUACAGGCACUUGUGGCCAUAUUCAGAACCAAUCCGUAUGCUCCCAGGCGAUAUCUCUUUAACUGGUUUCAUUGGACGACAGGCACUUUUGCUAGAAUAAUUGCAGUUGGAUCGAUCUUUCUUGGAAUGGAUCUGCCAGCUCUGGAUCUCCAUAACCCUUGGGAUACAUUAGUAAUGGUUGGAUUCAUAAUUUGGCAUGUGGCAACAGAACUAAUUCUAGAAGCACAUAAUUACAUAAUUACUAGUAAAGCACGGAAACGAGAAGAGGAUAAAAUGGAGAUAAUGGAUUCGAGUGAAUUGAUUGAUCCACAGGGUCAUAGGCUUAAAAUGAUGAUAUUAACAAUCUACAUCUGUGGAAACCUAACAUUUCUGAUAACAUUACUUGUUGGAAUUAGCCUUAUUUGAUGGUCACUCCGAAGCCUCCUGCAUUUUUGCUUCCAUUGAUCCGGUCUUUGCUGAUGCCGUCUGAUCUUUUUCUGAUGAGAUAGCUGCAUUGCCUGCUUGUCAUGCACCGAACUGAAGAUCCGUCAGCAGGGAACUGAAAUGCUGCACCAAAAGACUUACUAUUUCACUUUCUAUUUAGGAAAUAUCGCGAGUGCUAAUUAUUUAAAGAUUAACAGUGUUAAUAAUAAGCAAUAAGGCAGAAUUCAGUGAAACUGACUUUGAAUGAAGUGUGAAUAGCAAGCAGUUACAAUGUUUGUAGUUAUGGAUUACUUUAGUGGCUUUGGAUUUUUUUUAAUAGAUACAAAAUACUAAUAAAUGUAAUGUGGAUCAAAAGUAAUAUUAUUAAAAAGUAACC